AUGGUUUCUCCAAAGUGGCCAGCACCACUCUUUAGUGGGAAGCUACGCAAGAUCUUGGAUCGCAGCGUCACACCAGACCCAAGCAAAGACACCAACAAACAAACCGAGAUACCAGAAGAAACAACACCACAAACAUCAUCAUCAGUCCCUCACCACCCUUCAACGCAUCUCCAGGAGCAUCAUCCCUCACUCACCGAGACCAAUUCCCAGGCGGCCUUCAGCCACGCAUUGCGCCAUGAAUUCAACGACUUGUUCUUCUUUGCCUGCAACCAGACAGUCUCAGGCGAAAACGUCCUCUUUCUGCAUCUCGUCCAGUGCUGGAAAGCUUGCUGGUCCUUGAUCUCGCUUGACACGGACAGUAAUAUCUGCACAAAGCGUGCUGAUGCAGAGUGUCCGCUGCGCCGGAAGAUUUUCUCAGUGGCUGUUGAGAUGUACUACGAUUUCGUCAACCCAUCUACUGCGUGUAAAGUGCCGUUGAAUCUCGAAUACGGGCUUGCGGCUACCCUCGACACUGUUUUUGGGGACGCAGCAAUGUCCAUACCGACAAGCGUCCAGCAUGAGCGGACUGUCGUAGCGCCAUUCAUGGUCCUGGACAGAGAAGACGGCAUAAUCGGCUAUCAUGAUCUCCUUGGCCUGUGGUGGGACCUUGUCAGCAGCACUGAUGAAACCAACAACAACGAAGACCAUUUGCAUGAAAAGCCACUGCCAGCUCUGCCAGCCAAUACAACCACAGCUGACUCGUUUCGCCUGCUAAAAAUGAAAUCCCGCGUGUCAAAAACGGCUGCCAUUCCAGAAUCGUUUUGCAAAAGCAUUUUUGAUAAUGUCGAAUCCAGCGUGCAUUUUAUGGUCCUUCGAGACACGUUUCCCAAAUACAUCUCAUGGUGCAAACUGAAAGAUAUUGAAAGCGGAAGUUCUAUCAAAGCUGGGGGAAAGCUCUUGGAAAAAAAAAAGGGAGGGAUGGGGGCACCUGUAGAUACAAUCAAUUCUGAUCUGAAGAUGGCAGGUUGA
Messenger RNA from Talaromyces rugulosus, 1008 nucleotides. RefSeq lists its product as uncharacterized. The record is from RefSeq and is a predicted model, not a curated record. The transcript has a single exon. The coding region runs from base 1 to 1008 and encodes 335 amino acids. NCBI's taxonomy places the organism in Eukaryota, Fungi, Ascomycota, Eurotiomycetes, Eurotiales, Trichocomaceae.